AUGCGAAUUUUAAUAAUUAAUUGCUAUGAUAACAAAGACCUUGAAAAAUUUUAACAUUUCCAAUUUCAUGUUAUGAAAGUAAUAUAAUAAACUAAAAUAGUAUUUAGCAGAAUAGAAAGAGUUAAUAGAUACAGAAAAUGAAUUUUAUGUUCGAAAUAGAGAUACAAUAGAAGAUUUCCUUUAUGAAGUAGAAAGUUCUUACGUGAAAAAGGAGGCAGCACUCAAAUUUGAUUAACUUGAUGUGAUAUUUGUUAUAGGAGAUUGUCAUACAAGACCUUGGGCUGUUCAUAUGGGUAUGAAUAAGAGGAUUACAGUUAGCAAAAAUAUUAGUUUUGUUGAGAAUGUGUCUAAGAGUAUAGAAGUUGUUAUUUGCUUCAGGAUUUGCCAUGUAGGCCUUAGUAUAUUUAUCAGCAUCGAAUAUUGAAAGAGUAAUCCCUUUAUAUUAUACAAGCAAAUAAACCUAAUCAAUCAGAAUGGAGGUAAAUUAUCAGAUUUAAGAGAACUAAAAAUCCAAAUUCAACAAAGCGAUAUGUUUUUGGAAAAUACUUCAGGAGAUUUAUAUGUUUUUAAUUAUGAAACCUCUGAAUGGAUUCCAAAACUAAAUGUAGGUAUCCAUUUAAGGAGUGCGGCCCAAGAAUUUUAAUCAAUAGGAAAAUAUAUUGUAAAAGCCCCUAUUUAUAAACCAAAAUAAAUGGGGUCAUUUAUAAGUAAAAAUAAAAACACUGAAACUGUGGUUUCUAUAAGAAAUGUUUAUAUAUAGCAUUGGGUAUUAUCUAAUUUUAAUCUAUAAAGGCAUUUAGAGAUAUAGAAUCGAGAUUUUUGGCACCCUUGUUGAAUAGAUGGGAUGUUCAUAAUUUCUAAUUCAAUAAUUCAGAAAAAAAAUUUAUUUGUCUUGCUGAAAGUGAUGAAGGACCAUCAAUCAUUGAAUAUCCAAGAGCAUUAGCUUGUAUGUUUGAAAUUGACACAAAAUAUCCAUUUACAAGCACUUUACUUAAAAAUUUUGUUUAAUAUGCUAUGUACAAUAUCAAAGUAUCAAAGUAAAACAACCUUUAAUAUCAUUAAGUUCCUCAAAACCUUUUGAUUCAAUUGAGAAUUAUCACCAAGUUAAUAAUAAAAGCUCUUCAAUUUUAGAUCUUUUGAGAAACAAUAAUCAUUAAAGCCAAAAAAAAACAACUCUGGAAUUGAUGCAAAUAAGAGGGAAGAAUGGAAUAACAUCUCAUAGUCAAUAAAAAAUAACAUAUGCAUUAGAGGAAUAAAAAUUAGAAUAAAUGCAACAUAAUAUAAAAAGGAGAAGUAGCAUUGCUCAUGUGGGAUUUACAUUAAAUAAAAAUGUACCUAUAAAACCAGUAGAAAUAAAUGCGGUUGGGAAAAGAAGGAUUAAAUAUUAAUAAGGCAUAUAGAAUUAAAGAAAGAUAAGUGUUGAUGAUGCAUAUUAAAAAUCAUAAAGAGGUAGUGAAGAUGAUAUUUUCAAUGAACCUUAAAUAAUAUAAAAAACCUAAACAUUAAAACCACCUAGCAAAUCAGAAAUAAGAAAAAUGUUGCAUCCAGAUAUUUCUAAAUCUUGUUUAGAAGUAAAAGAAAUUUGGAUUCCUGGACAUUUAUCAGAGUAUUUAAAAACUUUAGGUGAAAAUAGAAUAUCUAAGAUUGGGGGAUCUUUACAAUCUAAUAAUUCUACUUAAAACACAUUAAGAAAGAGAUGGAUUUGA
Molecule: messenger RNA, 1706 nt
Organism: Paramecium sonneborni
Lineage: Eukaryota; Ciliophora; Oligohymenophorea; Peniculida; Parameciidae
Source: the annotation of a GenBank genome assembly